This is a messenger RNA of Didymella exigua CBS 183.55, 987 nucleotides long. RefSeq names its product DUF1000-domain-containing protein. The coding region runs from base 1 to 987 and encodes 328 amino acids. The record is from RefSeq and is a predicted model, not a curated record. Lineage: Eukaryota; Fungi; Ascomycota; Dothideomycetes; Pleosporales; Didymellaceae. The transcript has 2 exons.
AUGUCCGGUAGUGUCGAGACGUCGUCGGCCUCCCAGCUGAGCCAGCUGAUCUCUUCCUCGCGCAUUGUUGUCCUCAACUUCUACAACGAGGAGAACCAAUCGAGCAAGGCCAUCAUCCCGGUGUACGACCAGCUCGCGCAACAGCUCUCGAGAGCCAGCAAGAUCACGUUCGCGAAGGUCAGCGUCAAGAAGCAGGCCCAGAUCGCCGAGAGCUACAACGUCACCAACACACCCACCUUCAUCAUUUUCAAGAAUGGCCAGCAGAUACGCAAGUUCAGCGGCUCCAAUCCCCAGCACCUGUCCGAUGCGAUCAAGAGCCUAGCGCAAGAAGCCGAGUCUGAUGGAGGCGCUGGAGGGUUUGGAGAGGCAAGCUCGAGUGGCAGCGGCCCUUGGAGAGGCGCAGAUCUGCCACGAGGAUACACAGAUGUCACGGAGCAGGUUGACGUACGGGGCUUGGACUUGUUGAACGCCGACAGCGACUUCGGCGGCGUGCGCACACUCUUCGAGACCGCGAAGCCGAGCUCGUUGAGCAAGGGCAAGGGAAGCGCAGACACGAAGGACUGGGUUGAGAGCGAUGUCGACAACCAGCUCAUGCUCUACGUACCCUUCACCUCAACCGUCAAGGUCCACACCAUCCAGAUCACCUCCAACCCGCCUGUCGACGAAGACGACGACGAGAUCCCCGUUCGACCAAAGACGAUCCACAUCUGGACCAACCGCCAGCACAAUCUGGGCUUCGAGGAGGCCGAGGACAUACCAUCAACGCAGACCAUUGAGCUGAAGGAGUCGGAUUGGGACCAGGAGACUGGCACGGCCAAGCUAGAGCUGCGGUUCGUCAAGUUCCAGAACGUCUACAGCCUUGUGCUGUUCGUGCAGGAUGGCGAGGGCGACAGCGAGAAGACGCGCAUAGACAGGAUCCGCUUCAUUGGCGAGACUGGCGAGAAGAGAGAUCUGGGCAAGCUCGAGAAGAUUGGCGACGACUCUUGA